AGCACCCAGCAGGGAACAGCAGCAGUGCCAUGGAUGAGGUGACAGAGCUGGAGCUGGGGAGCAACUCCCUCCUGAAGGCCGUGUGGCUUGGCCGGCUCCGGCUGACCCGGCUGCUGCUGGAAGGGGGGGCUUACAUCAACGAGAGCAAUGAGAAGGGGGAGACCGCCCUGAUGGUGGCCUGCAUCACCACGCACGUUGACCAGCAGAGCAUCCACAAGGCCAAGAUGGUGAAGUACCUGCUGGACAACAGAGCCGACCCCAACAUCCAGGACAARUCUGGGAAAACAGCCCUCAUGCAYGCCUGUAUCCGCGGGGCUGGAGGRGAYGUGGUGUCCCUGCUGCUGGAGAGUGGGGCAGACCCCAGCCUGGAAGAUCACUCGGGAGCCUCAGCGCUGGUCCAUGCCAUCAAUGCCGAGGACAAGGCUGUGCUGCAGCACCUUCUGAAUGCCUGCAGAGCCAAGGGGAAGGAGGUGAUCAUCAUCACAAUGGACACAUCAGCCUCUGGCACCAAGACUGCCAAGCAGUAUCUGAACGUUGCCCCUGCCCUGGAGUUCAAGGAGAGGGCUCCCCUCGAUGAGGGCACAGCCCCCUCCAGUGCUCACCUGAAAACUCCCAUCUCAGCACCUUCCCCUGCUGAGAAGGAGAGCAGCAUUCUCACCCCACACCCUUCACAGCCCGGGAAUACCGGGGACACUGAGCCACCCUCCCCAGGCCAGAGAGCUGGCACUGCCCGCAGAGCYCACCUGCCCCGGCUGAAGAGACUGCGCUCAGAGCCAUGGGGUCUGGUGGCACCCUCAGUACUGGCAGCCUCCGCGCACCGAGACGACACACAAGUCUGCACUGACCACGAGGUCAUCACGGGCAUCAGCGACCUGUCACUCUCCAAAAAGCCCUCCCUCACCCGGAGCAGCAGCAGCAAGGGCAGAGACCCCUCUCUCUUCCCCCCAGUGGAUGAGCAGGCACUGGGUCCGCUGGCAUGGAAAGAGAAGAGCCCAGGCACCCACCCACGCCUGUCCCGCAGCAUCACAGUCCCAGAGGAGCCAGAGAGCAGCAGCUCGGGAGCCAGCUCAGCUGCAGGGAUGGACGCCCCACACUGGUGGAGGUCAGGCACUGAACACAGUGGAGAUUCCCAGGUCACMGAGGCAGGGAAGGGGCCAUCAGAGAGGAGGAAGCUGAGCGGGUCCCACCUGGCCUUGUUGGAUGGUUGUGGUGAGUCUCCUUCCAGCAGCGCCAGCACAUCGCCCAGCACUGGCCGGCGCCGGCCGCCCAGCUUGCUGGAGAGGCGAGGAUCCGGGACCCUCCUGCUGGACCACAUCUCCCACACAAGGCCGGGGUAUCUGCCYCCCCUGAACGUGAACCCCAACCCCCCAAUUCCUGACAUUGGCUCCAGCAAAGGSCCCUCCCCGUUGGCUGCUGGGCUGAAGCCCCUGGCGCCCCUCGCACCCAGCUCACCCAGGCGGGGUGACCUGAGAGCUCACAGGAAGCUCCUCCGCAGACAUUCCAUGCAGGCAGAGCAGAUGCGGCACCUCUCCGAUUUUGAGGAGGUUGUGGCACAGUAACUCUGUCAUAAUUUGUUCACAGGGAGAUGGCCAAAGCUGUGCUGUCCCUGUAGAAACGGGACAGUUCCCACAUGGAGCAGGCACUG
Messenger RNA from Malurus melanocephalus (red-backed fairy wren), 1645 nucleotides. It is a transcript of the gene ANKRD34C, whose product is annotated as ankyrin repeat domain 34C. The record is from RefSeq and is a predicted model, not a curated record. The transcript has a single exon. Lineage: Eukaryota; Metazoa; Chordata; Aves; Passeriformes; Maluridae. Gene Ontology annotation, molecular function: protein binding. Bases 30 to 1559 code for a protein of 509 amino acids.